CGCCGCGCGUGUCCUCCCGCGCGGCGACAGCGCGCGCGCGCGCCGCCCGGUGCCGCGCGAGCCGCCGGAGCGGGGCGGGCGCGCGGGGCGGGCGCGCGGUCACCUGACGCCGCCGCCGCGGCCGCCGCCAUUUUGUCUGUGAGCGUAAAUGUGAAAGGGAAAGCCAGGGCGCAGCGCGCACAGCGGAGCCGAGCGGGGCCGGGCGCGCCCAGCCCAGCCGGCGGGGCCGGGAGCCCAGGGGUCGCCGCCGCUCGGGGCUGCGGGAAGAGCCUCCGUCGCCACGGCGGCGGUCGAGAGGAGCUGGUGAAGGCGGAGCCCGGCGAGGACUCCCCGGUCGCCUUCGCCGCAUCGGAGGGGCCGCCGGCGCCCUUCCCCCGGGGAGGCUGCCCUCCCUCCCCGGCCGCCGGGGAGCCGCUGAGCCGGCCUGUCCGCCCUCCGCGGGUCCGCGCCGAGGAUGUCGGGGCAGUCGAUCACCGACCGCAUCACGGCGGCGCAGCACAGCAUGACCGGCUCGGCCGUGGCCAAAGCCGUCUGCAAGGCCACCACCCACGAGGUGAUGGGCCCCAAGAAGAAGCACCUGGACUAUCUAAUACAGUGCACAAAUGAAAUGAAUGUGAAUAUUCCACAGUUGGCAGACACACUUUUUGAGAGAACUGCGAACAGUAGCUGGGUUGUAGUGUUCAAAGCUCUAAUUACAACACACCACCUCAUGAUGUAUGGAAACGAGCGCUUUAUCCAGUAUCUUGCAUCCCGAAACACUUUGUUCAAUUUAAAUAACUACCUGGACAAAAGUGCCAUGCAGGGCUAUGAUAUGUCUACCUUCAUUAGACGAUAUAGCAGAUACUUGAAUGAAAAAGCACUUUCAUAUAGACUUGUAGCAGUUGACUUCACCAAAAUGAAAAGAGGGAUAGAUGGAGUGAUGAGAACCAUGAAUCCUGAAAAGCUUCUGAAAACCCUCCCAAUCAUACAGAACCAGCUAGAUGCACUCCUUGAUUUUGAUGCAAAUCCAAAUGAACUAACAAAUGGUGUUAUAAAUGCUGCAUUUAUGCUCCUCUUUAAAGAUUCCAUUAGACUUUUUGCAGCAUACAAUGAGGGGAUUAUUAAUCUUUUAGAAAGAUAUUUUGAUAUGAAGAAGAACCAGUGCAAAGAAGGCCUGGAUAUUUACAAAAAAUUUCUAGCCAGAAUGACCAAAUUGUCAGAAUUCCUCAAAGUAGCAGAGCAAGUUGGAAUUGAUCAGGGUGACAUUCCAGAUCUUACUCAGGCACCCAGCAGCUUGCUCGAAGCACUGGAACAGCAUUUGGCUUCUGUGGAGGGAAAGAAAACAAAAGAAGUCUCUGCUGCCAGCAGAGCUAGUGCCCUGUCCAGUGCUGUUUCCACACUUGCCAACACAGGAAUGUCAUUUAGCAGGAUGGAUGAGAAAGAAAAGCAGCAGGCGUUGGAGGAGGAGCAAGCUAGGCUGCAGGCACUUAAGGAGCAGCGAUUAAGAGAGAUUUCUGUAGUAUCAAAUUCCACUCCCACAUCAGCAUCCCCAAGCACCUUAUCAGGAAAAAAUGUGAAUACCACUGUAGCUGUUGACCUCUUCACCGUGCCAGCACCCACAACAAAUAGCAUGCCCAACCUUUCUAGUGACCUUUUUGAUCUUCAGCCUGCAUUUGUUCCAACUGUGCAGAGUACUCCAGCUAUAUCGACAUCGGGGAGCAGUGCCUGGGGAGGUCCUUUCUCGUCCUCAAAUGGUUGUGUUGGUUCUCCACCUCAUCUGGACAUCUUUGACAUGAAGCCUGUUGAAGAAGCUGUAAAAUCUACCACCUCUUUCAUCAAUUCUACUUUUCCCUCCAAACAAAUGGUGGAACUCUUUAGUGAUGAUUUUAGUGGUCAUAAACCCACGUAUGCUUCUGUGUAUCAUCCUCUGACUGUUGAUGGUUUUUCUCUUCAUUCAGCUCCUCCAAGUACCACCUCUUCAACAAUUAACGUGGACUUUGAUGCUGUUUUUGGAGAAAAAUCUACAGCACCAGAGUACAGGACUACAACGGAUGAUGUUUUGCAACCCACAGUACCACCACAAAGUCAAAAAGCCACUUUAGCCAACCAGCAAAGCGGAAAAAUUUUGGCAAACGACCUUGAUUCUUCCCUUGCUAAUCUAGUGGGAAAUCUUGGCUUUGGAGGAACUCCAUCCAAAAAAUCGGAUAUGCAGUGGACCCAGCCUACAGAGAAAAAACUUACUGGUGGAACAAACUGGCAAGCAAAACCAAGCACAUCAACUACAUGGAAUCCUACUCCUUUACCCACUAUUCCACAUAUGAAUGGAGCACACUAUCCUGGAUAUGUACCUGCUCCGAUCACAUACCCAUUGACCACGCCUCAAGUGCCUGUAUAUGGAAUGGUACCUCCUCAGAUUGGAGCUGCUCCUUUGAUGGCACCCCAGUCAAUGAUGUAUACACAGCCUGGUCUAAGGCCAACAAAUCCUUUUGCACCUGUUUCUGAAACUCAGAUACAGUUUAUGUAGAGGCGCCAAAGCAGCAAGAUGUGAGAACAACCAAAUACUGGUAAAAAAAAGACGACUGAAUUUCAGUCUUUCCAUGACGUAUUCCUGAACAGGGCAACUGUUUCCUUCCCUGUAUAAUACAAUAUGAUUUUGAAUUGCAAUGCUUUAGAGAUUCUUGUUUAUAACAGUCACUGCGGUAUGAAGUCAUGUUUGUUCACUGAUUUUCUUUUUUUUUUUUUUUUCUUUUAAACCUGAUCACCAGAACUGUAUUUUAUUGAGAUUAACUCAGAAGGUGCAAGCUGGAUUAUCAUCUUGAAAGCUCAGAAGAGCGGUUACGUGAUUGCUUUACAACCUUACUUAUUGGUGGAUUACCUUAGGAAGUUAACUGAAGAUGUCAAAGCUAUUUAUUCUCUCCAUAAAUUCUGUGGCUGUUGUAACCAAGACACAACACAAAUGAAGUUGAGCAAUAAAAUUUUUAUGUGCUCUGAUAAAUAUUCUGAUAGAUCAGUGCUUGCAUUAUCAUAAGGCAAAUAUUGUGUGAAAUCAGACAGCUUUUUCACAUUACAAUAGCUUAUAGUGAUUUGCAAACUUUAUAAUGUGAGUUUGAAAUGCUGUGAAUCAACAAGAUAAAUACAUAUUAUAUAUAUAGUAAAAAUAAUAAAUGGCUCCAUUGGUAUGUCAGUGUUACGCAGCUAGCUGAAAGAGCUGGGCUCUCAUCUGGGCUGAAAGUCUGUGACGGAGUAGGGGAAAAGAGCGUGUUAGAGAACAGCACGUGCAGCCUCCAGCAGGCGACAAUGCCGCGCUUCCAUCGAGUCUCUUCUCUGCAGGCGGCGUCUGCCACAGCUCAGGGAAGAGCAGCUUUGGGAGCCAGUGGAUGCAGGUGUCCCCAUAGCAGCAAGUGGGAGCAAUUUGAAAGUCUUGUUGCUAACUGCAAAAGAGGCAAGAUAUCAAAUUUUUUAGUUUGUUGUUUAAAGUCAAUUAGGUCAAAAGAAGCAAACCUUGCAGUAGUGCUGACACUUGUGAACUGGCAACUAUCUUGAAAUUAUCCAGCUGUAGAGAAUAGCUUGUGCUGCUUUUCUGAAACAAGAACCUAGUUGUAAACCAUAUAAAAGUAAUUAUUUUUAAAUGUGUGAAUAAGUGCAAACUUUCAGAUAAUUUUUUCUUUAAUGCUGCAGUAAUCCUUUUCUUCUACAGUUAUUUCAAGGGAAAAAUGCUAUAUUAUGAAAUCCGGACUCCUUUUUGAGAGGAAAAUCUUUUAAAUCAACUAAUUUAUGAAGUAUGAUGGGUCAGAUGGCUACACACUUCUGGCAUGUCUUUUAUAUUUAACAAUCUUCCUCCAAAACUGAAAUUGGCUAUGAAAAUGCCUUAUCUUGUUUUUUUCAAUGUCUGAUAAAAAUGAUAGUGGUUUUUUUUAAAAAAGUCAUUAAUAACAAGUCAAUGGAAUUGGGAGCAACCUUUCCAGUUGUUUUGCGACAGGAUACAAUGAAAAGCUGUCCUGUAAAAUUACUUCUACUCAUGAUUAAUAUUAAAGCUGAGUUUUCAAAAAAUGAAUAGUUUUCUAUUGUUACAAUAAAUAGAUCUCCAGAGUAGCAUGUGUUUUAUCAUUUUGGGGAGUCUGUAGUUGCAGAAAUAUCUCUGACUCUCACUGUAAGUGCAAAUAGGCCUGAGAAACUUGUCAAACUGUCCUGCAGAGAACUUCUAAAAUCCGGCACUGUCCUCACAGCGGGAACAAGCCUUCUCUUUUUCUGUCCAAAGAGUGCAAAAUAGUAUAUCUUAACCCUAUGGAAAUACGUUUGCCAAGUGAAACAACUUGAAAGAAACAAAAUGAAAACCCACUCCCCAAACCUUGGAAUCUGUAGCCACCAACUUCCUGGGAAAUGUAACCUUGCAGAAAUUUAAAAGUCAGAGUGUCUGAAUGGGUAUUGAUUUGAAAAGAAUAUUGACCAGUAUACAGCAAUAUAAUGUUCAAGUUUGAAUUACAAAGGGCUUAAGCUUUAAUCCACCUUCACUGGGUUAAACAAUUGUACAAUUUGAAGCCAAUGAGUUCUUCAGUGCCUAUAGUCACAUGUGGCAUGGGAAUAGAUGCCAUUUAGACUGGGUCGUUGUGUUGAGGGGACUGUUUAUUUGAGAAAUAGUGAAUUCCAUUGAUUUGUUCAGCACUGAAAAGUUGAGUUCAGAUCAGUGCAUCUAGUACUAAAUGUCUGGGCAUUACUGACAGAGCUGAGAGUGCUACAAUCAGGCAGUUUCUAGCACUGUAAGCUGUUAAGACUCUUUCUCAUACGAGUUGUAUAAGUAAUAACCCAUUAUUUUAAUAAAAUAUGCAAAUAAAUGCCUGGCAAACAAUAUAUAUUUGUUAUAACUUUAUUGCAGAGCAUUCUGAAUAUCUGGAAUAUACUUUGCAGAGAAAUUGAUCUAGUACUAGGUAUAGCUUGCACUACUUCCGAUUUGCUCUGGAUUUUUUAAUGGUUCUUUGCAAAGCUGUCUGAUACCAAUUUAUUUAGUAUUAAAACAGGAGAAACAGCCACAAAGUACAUCCUAAAAACUUUAUAAGCUACCUUCUUUUUUAGUCUUGUUCAGAAUGUUUGAUACGUUAAAACACGGCUUUCAGAUCUAUCUGAAUGAAGAAAAGAUUGCUUUACACGCUUCUCUCUGCACAGAAGUGCACAGGACUGCUUUUUGCCAACCUCUUCCUAGUGCACAUAUUGGAAACGCAGAGUACUGUGUUCUGAAUAACAUUGUUCAUGCAUGAGAAGUAAAAAACAAGGACUUAGGAUGGUGUCAAGGCUUUUAUGGCUCAGAACUUGUUCUCCAAAAAACCAUCUUGAAGACAAAUGUUGUUCUUGAGGGUGACUCCAAUAGCCCCAAGAGUUUGAAGAGAGAUGUAUAUAAAUAUGACUUUCUUUUUUGUUUCUUUCCAACUCGUUUGGUCAGAAUCCUGUUCUGAAUACUUCAGAAAGCAGGUAACUAAGAUGUCACUCCAUGUUUGUCUGAACAAGGAGGAAGACGUGAAGUGUGCUGUGCACUUUGUGUUAUUGUAAUCUAGUGGGUCAUUCAAGCCGAACUGUUGGGACUUCAUGCUGCUACAGGGAGGCUGUCUUACUGGGAUGUACCACGAGAGAACUUCUGGGGAGGCUGGAAAGGUUGGACUUGAAAGUGUACCUCUCUUUGAAAAACCAGGGUUUUGUAAUCUCUAGAUGCAGCUUGACUUUGCCUCCAAGAAGUUACAGAAUUUAUUAUUAUUAUUUUUUUUAAUUUUGGAUACAUGUAGUAGAUAAAUCUCAGUUCUGUUCACAUAGUGGUGGAAUACUUGUAGGUAAAAAUAACAAAUGGACUUGAAGAAAAAACAACAAACAACACACACACAAAAGUCAACAACAAAAAACUUGUGACUACGAGAUUGAAUACAGGGUGUAUCCUCAUCUGGGUUUUUUGAUGUGUGGCAGGGAGGGUGGGGUUACAAUUAGAAUAGCAUGCACUGUGGAUCGGUGCUUAAUUUGUACAUAAAAAGGAAAACUUUGUUUAGGGUAGUUUGUAUUGUAAGGACAACAUCUAAAGGCACUGUGUAUCGGUCAUUUAUUUCCAUUUAAAAGAUUAUAUUUUUGAGCAAUGGAAACUGUACAUGUUCUCAUUUAUACAUUGCUGAUAGCUAGGAAUAUAGAAAACCUGUUGUUACUACCCUGAAGAUGUAUUUAGCUUGUCAUUGGUAUAUACAUCACUGCAUCACUACUUUAUGCAGAUUCUCAUGAUCAUUUAUUUAAAGAGACUGUAGUAACUGGUACAGUUGCAGCAGGAAUUGUAACAUCAAAUCUUUCAGUAUAUCUCAAAUGUGUAUCUUUGUGAUUAAGUUUAAUCCUGUACCAAAUGUUUGGCUGGAAUUUCAUUUUGGAGCAAUGACAAAAUAGGUGCUGGAACAGAUUUCCCUCACCCCAACCCACACUUUAUUUAUUUAAUAGGUCUUGAUUUGUAUGUUAUGUUUUUCCCCAUAACAGGUUUGUGCCUUUUAUUGGAUAUUUAUUUAAAACAAGUUACUAUAAUUUAGGUUGUCCAGGCUUUUUUUCAGAUGUAUUCUUGUACAGCUCUUCCUUUCCAUGAGUUCCUUCAUUUUAUAAGAAUACAGAAUGUGUGGAAAAUAUACUAGCCACAAAUUUGGGAAAAACUUUGAGGGUUUAUGUUCUAUGACUUAAUAAUUUUUUAAAACGAAGCCUAGGCAUAUAAGACUGGCUGUGAUAUUUUAAUUGUGGAACUUUGGAAUUUGUUAAUAUACAAAUUGUUUGUUUUUUAAAACUGCUCAUAUCCAAUUAUUUGAUGAAAAAAGUUUUGGAAAAAAAUAAACUUUGGCACAUGCAA
Molecule: messenger RNA, 6829 nt
Organism: Columba livia (rock pigeon)
Lineage: Eukaryota; Metazoa; Chordata; Aves; Columbiformes; Columbidae
Product: phosphatidylinositol-binding clathrin assembly protein
Exons: 22
Coding region: 455-2503 (682 amino acids)
Biological process (GO): clathrin-dependent endocytosis; clathrin coat assembly; synaptic vesicle budding from presynaptic endocytic zone membrane
Cellular component (GO): extrinsic component of presynaptic endocytic zone membrane; clathrin-coated pit; synaptic vesicle
Molecular function (GO): 1-phosphatidylinositol binding; phosphatidylinositol-4,5-bisphosphate binding; clathrin heavy chain binding
Source: RefSeq, a predicted model, not a curated record